AUGCUAGUUUUCUUGAAAGGCCCCUAAGCUAGUACGUUACUCUUUCAGCUUCUCGCCUCCGAGAUCUCCCCGCUCCGGCGAGCGAGCGGAGCUUGCAGGGGAAGAAGGCUUCCGGAUGCCUUCUCCUCCCACGAUGCUCGUGCCGAAGCGCAUCAACUACGUGGCCCCGAUGCUGGCCUCCGCCGCCAUCCUGCUCCUCCUCCUCUCCGGCUACUUCGAGCUCCCGUCCAUAACCACCGCCCCGCUGCCCCCCAUCGUCCCCUUCGCCACCGGGGCGGGCCGCCGCGUCGAGACGGCGGUCGAUUCCGUCGGCUCCCGCGAGCGGUCCGCCUUCACCUCACUCCUCGCGGCCUUCGGCGCCUGGGACGCCGCCGUCGGGUGCCCCCGCAUGCGGGCCAAGAUCGGCGCCGCCGCCAAUUCCACGACGGCGUCCGCCAUGGCCUGCAUCACCGGCGGCUCCGCGUGGGGAGGCGCCAACAGGUGCGAGGAGAUGAGGACGCGCCACGUAGGGGUGUUCGUCAAGGGGUGGACGUGGAUCCCCGACGCGCUCGACGGCGUGUACACCUGCCGCUGCGGGGUCAGCUGCGUCUGGAGCAAGGCCGCCGCCGUCGUCGACCGCCCCGACGCUAUGCUCUUCGAGGGCGCCACGCCGCCGCAGCAGAGAAUGAAAGGUCUGCCUCUUCGUGUUUAUCUCGAUCUGGAGGCUGGUAGGAAUCCAACUGGUUUCGAGGAUAUUUUUAUAGGUUACCAUGCCAAUGAUGAUGUCCAAGUAACUUAUGCUGGAAAAUCUUUCCACAGUAGCCGGAGUUACCAUGUAUCAAUUGAAAAGAGAAAUGAUGCACUUAUCUACUGGUCAUCUUCAAGGUGUCUUCCUCAUAGAGACAAGCUUGCAAAAGAUAUCCUCUCAUUGGUGCCACACCAUUCCUUUGGGAAAUGUUUGAAUAAUGUUGGUGGUCCUGACAUGGCAUUAUCCAUGUAUCCAGUUUGCUCAAACAAUGAGAACGGAUCACCACACUGGUGGGAUCACCUACACUGCGCAAUGUCACAUUACAAGUUUGUUCUUGCAAUCGAGAACACCCAGACGGAAAGUUAUGUGACAGAGAAGCUAUUCUACGCGUUGGAGGCUGGGUCAGUGCCAAUAUACUUUGGUGCACCCAAUGUCUGGGAUUUUGUUCCCCCAAAUUCGAUCAUUGAUGCCUCCAAAUUCAUCUCUCUUAAAGAACUUGCAUCAUAUGUGAAAGCGCUUGCGAAUGAUCCUGUGGCCUAUGCAGAAUACCAUGCAUGGAGGAGGUGUGGUAUUCUUGGUAACUUUGGCAGGACACGUGAAAUGAGCCUUGACACACUGCCCUGCCGGCUCUGCGAACUAGUUAGCAAGAGAGGUGGUAGGAGUGCAGAUUCAUUGUGAUUGACUGGUGAUACCGUUGUGUCUUGUAUACUUUGAUUUGAUGAAUGAUGAGAACCGAAUGACUUGCAAGUGGCAACAAAUGGUGCGGCAGCACUUCAAAUGAAGAUAAAGUGCUCACAUUAUCAAAUAGAAAAAGUUGGUAUUUUUCCGAUACAACACGAGUAGCCUUUUUUAUAUUCUUUUCUCAGUCUCUUUUUGUCUCAUAGACUGUAGUUGAGAGAUGUAUACAGAGAGGCUCAUGUUUGUAGGCAAAAAAAAAGCUCUCACGGGUGCACUUUAUCCUGUUAAUAUGAAUAUAUGAUACAGGUCAUAUGACCAUUUCUUCUAAAGAGGUACUGACAAAUUAAAGAAA
Brachypodium distachyon (stiff brome) is the source of this 1757-nucleotide messenger RNA. RefSeq names its product alpha-(1,4)-fucosyltransferase. Bases 116 to 1405 code for a protein of 429 amino acids. Lineage: Eukaryota; Viridiplantae; Streptophyta; Magnoliopsida; Poales; Poaceae. Gene Ontology annotation, cellular component: membrane. The transcript has 4 exons. Gene Ontology annotation, molecular function: alpha-(1->3)-fucosyltransferase activity. The record is from RefSeq and is a predicted model, not a curated record.